Marchantia polymorpha subsp. ruderalis is the source of this 1295-nucleotide messenger RNA. The record is from the annotation of a GenBank genome assembly. NCBI's taxonomy places the organism in Eukaryota, Viridiplantae, Streptophyta, Marchantiopsida, Marchantiales, Marchantiaceae.
CGGUACUCUCUUCACAACUCGACCUCGACCAAACUCGAACAGCGCAGCCUGCGAGUUCUCUCGAUACCUCGCGCCCAGCACAUCGAUUUUGUGUAGACUCCACAAGAUCGCAAUUAUGGCCCAAGCUACCAUGUUGGCUCGCAGCCUGGCCACCGUCGCGCUGAGCAGGAAUGUGCAGGUUUCCGAGAGCAGCUUGAAGGUCCAGCCGUUCUCCGCGAGGCAGCUGUCUUCUCUCCACGGUUCGUCGGUGUCUUCUUUCGCAGCCGGAAGCGCAAGCCAGGUCGGAGUUGCUCGUUCUGGAAAGGUGUUCGCCCUGUUCAAGAGCGCCAAGAAGGAAGCACCAAAGAAGCAGGACAAGAAGCCUGUGAAGUCAUCGACUGAGGAUGGUAUCUUCGGAACCUCAGGAGGAAUCGGUUUCACCAAGGCUAACGAGCUUUUCGUUGGACGUGUAGCUAUGCUUGGUUUCUCUGCCUCCAUCCUUGGAGAGGCUCUUACCGGAAAGGGUACCCUUGCCCAGUUCGACGUUGAGACCGGUAUUCCCUUGAACGAGACCGAGCCACUGUUGCUGUUCUUCAUUCUGUUCACUUUGUUGGGAGCAAUUGGAGCUCUCGGCGACCGAGGAAAGUUCGUUGACGACGACGUCGACGAAGCUAACACUGGAGGAGUGAUCCCCCCCGGAAAGGGAUUCAAGGCUGCUUUGGGACUGAAUCAGAAGGGACCCACCUUCGGUUUCACCAAGGCAAACGAACUCUUCGUCGGACGUCUUGCACAGCUUGGAAUUGCCUUCUCUAUCAUUGGUGAGAUCAUCACAGGAAAGGGUACUUUGGCACAAUUGAACAUCGAGACUGGUCUGCCGAUCACUGAGCUCGAGCCCCUGAUCCUGUUCAACGUUAUCUUCUUUUUCCUUGCUGCUAUCAACCCUGGUACCGGGAAGUUCAUCAACGACGAUGACAUCGAAGAGUAAAGUGGAAAUGGAUUUUGCGUAACCUCACUUUUUCCCUCUAGGACUUGACUUGGUUUUAGAAAUUUGUUGAUAAUUUCAUUGCGGAGCUGCAAAUACGAAUUAUUUAGCUGAAAUCACCGUCAUUCAGAUUUUGAAGAUUCCCUAGCCUCACGCUGUGUGGAAUGUAGCUGUAGCAGAGUGCAUGGAAACUCAAAAUUUACGUUGAGAUUACAAUUAUCAAAUCUCCAUGGUAGAGUACGUUGUCGGUGUCCCGAUGUCUGUCGAUCUCGAAGUACGCAAAGCGGGAGAUCAUUUGUAACAUAUGUAUGACAGUAAACUUGCAAUUUUCCAC